This is a messenger RNA of Chironomus riparius, 1401 nucleotides long. NCBI's taxonomy places the organism in Eukaryota, Metazoa, Arthropoda, Insecta, Diptera, Chironomidae. The record is from the annotation of a GenBank genome assembly.
AUUUGUCUUGUCAUCAGCAAAAACAUUGAGUUGUAAAAUUUAGCAAGAUAGUAUAAUUAUCAAAAAAUGGAUAAAACAACUCGGAAGGAGGCAAUUAGAUUGAGCGAUAUAAACUUUAUGCCAAUUUUCUAUGCGUUGGCUGUUGUCAUUAUCACUUUAAUUGUCAUUUACUUAAUUAAGAAAAGAGCUCCAAAAAGAACCGAUUUGCUGUUGGCUGGAUUAUGUGAUUCUGGAAAGACUUUAUUAUAUUCAUUAAUUCUUAAUGGAAAUGAGGUUGAAACAUUCACAUCGCUCAAAGAAAAUUGUGGAUUAUUGAAUUUAGAAAACAGCAAGACAUUACGUCUUGUUGAUCUUCCUGGACAUGAAAGAUUGCGUUUGAGAUUACUAGACAAUUAUAAAAAUACAACAAAGGCAAUCAUUUAUGUUGUCGAUUCAUCAACAGUUCAAAAGGAUAUCAAAGAUGUUGCCGACUUCCUUUACACACUUCUUGCUGAUAAGGCUCUAUCUUCAACAGCGGUUUUAAUUUUAUGCAACAAACAAGAUGAAACAAUGGCCAAAGGAGUGCAAGCUAUUGAAUCGUUAUUAGAAAAAGAAAUAAACCUCAUAAGAAAGACAAGAACAAAUCAGCUUCAAUCUGUAGACAAUUCAUCAGACACGUCCGUGUUUCUUGGAAGAAAUGAUAAGGAUUUUGAUUUUACACAAAUAUCCCAAAAAAUUAGAUUUGCAGAAUCAUCAGCUAAGAAUAAUAAGAUCGAACAAUUGCAAAAUUUUAUUAGUGAUCUGUAAAGUUAAAAUGAAAGGAAUUAAAAAGACCUUGAUCAUGUAAUUUUUAAAGGAAAUUAAUGUCUUUUUAUGGAGAAAACAUGAACUCUAUUAAAAACAUCAAAUUAAUCGAACAUAAAUCAUACACUUUAUAUAAAAUGCCUUUAGCUAUCACACCUUAAUUCUUUUGUUUGAGGGAAAGGGAUUAUUAAUUGAUUAUAUUUUCACUGAACUCCAUUGUCGUUGCUGUUUGUCUGAUUUUGUUGACUAUUUUCAUUAUUAGACUCAUUUUGGCUUUCCUCUCUGUGUUCACUAUUUUCAUUAUUACUAGAUUGUGGCUGUGGGGAUGGUUGAGGUGUUUCAGGCGGAGGCCUUCUUGAAUAGAUUAUCAUUCCUAAAAGAAUGGUAAUGAUUGUAAUUAAAUAUAAAUCCCAAUUUGAUGCUAUGUUCUCAUUUAAUCCCAUUGAUUUGAAAACAUUAUUUUCUUUAUCUACAAUGGAUUCAAAUUUAUUGAGAACUUGGAGCUUUAAUAAAGCGAGUGCAACAGGUAUUUUUGCGUCUGAAUUCGUUUCUGCCGCUAGGUCAUAAAACCUUUUUGCAAGAUGAAUGUCUUUUUUCAUUCCCAAACCUUGUUCAUGC